This is a messenger RNA of Zingiber officinale, 1967 nucleotides long. Its product is annotated as probable E3 ubiquitin-protein ligase RHY1A. Lineage: Eukaryota; Viridiplantae; Streptophyta; Magnoliopsida; Zingiberales; Zingiberaceae. The transcript is spliced from 2 exons. The coding region runs from base 1239 to 1772 and encodes 177 amino acids. The record is from RefSeq and is a predicted model, not a curated record.
GCGCUUUUUUUUGGGCUUCUACUCGCCCAUCAUAAAUCGAAACCCUAAUCCUCCGCAUCCUUCUUUUAGGAGUUACCAUUUGAAAGACAAGCAAUAGACGGCGGCAGUCUUCUCAUUUUCCGCUGAUUUUUACCAAUCGGGAAUAGAUUUUGAUGCUGAGCGUGUCGGGAUUGCUCUACAACUGGAGAUCUCGCACGGGUCGGAGCCUUCCCGAUCCAAACCCAUCGCUUGAUCCCCGCUCCGCUGCUCCUGCCGCUUCUGCCGCAGGUGGAGAUGCCUAUCCCCGGCACUCUCGACGGCACAACCGUCACCGCCGCCGCUUCUGAGAUGGUCCUCAGCUCGAACCCAGACAUACUCCUCCAGCCUAUCACUCCACGUUAACGAUUCCCGAUUCCCAAUUCUUAUUAGAGAUCUUACCGCAUAUAAUGCCUUGCUGGAAUCGUAAAUCUGUAAACUUGAUGUCAUGUGAUUUUUGCACUGGCAUACGUAGAUUCAGAGGUAAAUAUCUCAUCUGGGAUCUUACAAUCUCUCCUCCAAGGCCCCUUAUUUUUCAAAGCUCCUCUUUUGUCGUCUCUAUUAAACGAUGCAACUUAUUGCUGAAGAAUGGCGAUUUAUAUGAGAUUCUGCGAUCGAAAUCUUAUCUCACUUAUUUGAGCCUCCUUGGCUGUUCAUUAAAUGUGAAAACUUCAAUAUUUUCUUCUUCAGUUCCAUUCCCUUUUGGUUGGGCAGAACUAAUAUCGCUUAACUGUAUUAGAAUAUUCAAUAAAUUGGUUAACUGGACAUGGCACAAGUAUGGAAUGUUUAAGCUCAAACAACCGAACUAAUUUUCUCUACUAGAUUACCAAAAUAAUCCAAAUGCAAUCUUAUUGGUAGAUAUUCACUUUUAAACUCAAGAUAUCAUAUUAGAUUUGAAUCUUUUUUUUUUUUAAUCCAUGAUAUAUACCAAUCAUAUGAGUUGGUAAAAAUAUCUUCUAGUUGUUCAGUCAAACGAAUUUGGUGAAGUUUAUGAGUUCCUUACUAGAGCUAUCAAGUUUCAUCACUUUGUUUCCUUUGGGGGUUUCUAUUUGAGAAUGGUCUGUGGAUGAUUUUGCAAUACAUCUCUUCCCACAAGGGUCAUAAUUCAUUUGUUUCAAAGAAUUUUUGGAAAUCUAAAUUGUGAUCAAUCUGCAACUAAUCUUUCCAACCUUGUCAAGGAAUUUGAACCAGAUUGGCUAGGUAACCAAAGUGACGGCGACUCUAUGAUUGGCAGCAGUAUCUACGGCGCAUCUUUAGCAAGCACACUAGAUAGGCUAAGUUUGACCAGGAACGACCAACUUCCUGAUGUUGUUCUGCAGGCAAGAGCAAGGCUUCAAGAGAGACUUAGAGGCAUCUCUCCGUCUGGAAAUAGUCAAACCGGCUUGACAUUAGACAUCACAAGGAAUGAGGUUGCUAUGAAUGAUGAAAUGAGGCUCGUCAAUCAUGGAGAACCAGAUGCAGAGAGUCUGGUUGAAUGGUUUGAAUCAGGUUCAUUAGCACCAAGCUCAAGAGCAGAAACUGAUGGCUAUGUGCAAUAUGCUAAUAGGCCUCCUGGACUCAGCUCAGAGGCUUUCAGUAAUCUACAGAUGGAAGUUUAUGUUGAGAGAGCUUUUCUCGAUUGCUCCAUCUGUCUGGAGAGAUUUGUGGAGGGCGAAGAAUUGAUUCAGCUGUCUUGCAGGCACAGGUUCCAUCCUGAUUGCUUGGAGCCAUGGGCGAAGAUAUGUGGGGAGUGCCCGUAUUGCAGGACGACCAUAUAAAGGCUGUUGCGGAGGUUAUUUGGAGCUAUGUCAUACACGAAUCCUUUCUCCAGUCGAGGUAAUCGAUUCUUUGCCUUAUCCUGAAGUGGGCAAAAGGAAUUUAUCCUGUUUCGCAGUGAUAAUAUGGCGGUAAAUUUGUACUCACUCCGCUCUCCUUUUGUAGAUUUGGAUAUAUUAUUUUAGCGUUAGUCUCUA